Molecule: messenger RNA, 2835 nt
Organism: Nerophis lumbriciformis (worm pipefish)
Lineage: Eukaryota; Metazoa; Chordata; Actinopteri; Syngnathiformes; Syngnathidae
Source: RefSeq, a predicted model, not a curated record
AUGGCCGCCUUCACUGAAAGGAUGGCACCUACCCUUGUGCUCUGGCUUGUUGUUUGUCUCAGCGGGACACUGGCUGUGGACAGAGCCAACUUUAAAACCUGUGACCAGAGUGCCUUCUGCAAACGUCAGCGUGCAUUGACUCCUGGCGAGUCUCCAUAUCGAGCCCUCCUGGAGACUAUGGAGCUGACCAGCACAAGACUCACUUUGCAGCUCAAGAAUGACAAGAACAAGGUGCGUCUUCUGCUGGAGCUUUAUCGUCUUCAAGGAAACAUAACGAGGGUGAAGAUUAAUGAGCUGAAGCCGUUGAAGCCUCGAUAUGAGGUCCCAGACGUGCUCAUCCAAGAGCCCCCUACAGAGCCCCUGUCUCUCUUGUCUCAGGAUGAGAACGGAGUGGUUCUGUCUCUGGGUGCAGAGUCUCAGAGGGUGAUUGUCAGUGCGCGGCCCUUUCGAUUGGACAUUAUGGAGGGGCGAGAUGUGUUGCUGUCGCUAAACUCGCGGGGCCUCUUGGCGUUUGAGCACUUAAGGCUACGCAAGGACACUUUCUCCUAUUUAAUAACUAGCAAAUUUGCUAGUGUGUGGAAUAAUGUCAAGGGUGUAUUCUCUAGACAGGCAGACCAAGAAGCUGAGGACUCAGAUCCGGAAAAUGAGGCUAUAUUGGAAGAGAAAGAUGAAGACGGGAUGUGGGAUGAAAUGUUUAAAUCAUUCUCAGACAGCAAGCCAAAUGGCCCAACUUCCGUCGGGCUGGACUUUUCAUUGCCUGGGGUUGAGCAUGUCUAUGGCAUCCCGGAACACGCAGACUCUCUCCGGCUUAAAACUACAGAGAAUGGGGAUCCAUAUCGUCUGUAUAAUCUGGAUGUGUUCCAAUAUGAGCUGCAUAACCCUAUGGCACUUUAUGGGUCUGUACCUGUCAUGUUGGCCCACAAUGCUCAACGGACAAUAGGAAUGUUUUGGCUCAAUGCUGCUGAAACGUGGGUAGACAUUAGCUCCAACACUGCAGGGAAGACUGUGUUUGGAAAAAUGCUGGAUUACGUGCAGGGCUCCAGUGAGACACCACAGACAGAUGUGCGUUGGUUCUCAGAAAGUGGCAUAAUUGAUGUUUUCAUUAUGCUUGGCCCCACACCAAAAGAUGUCUUUUCACAGUAUGCCUCCCUGACAGGCACCCAGGCCUUCCCUCCUCUGGCCGCAGUGGCCUACCACCAGUGCCGCUGGAACUACAAUGAUCAAGAAGACAUUAAGACUGUGGAUGCAGGCUUUGAUGAGCAUGAUAUUCCCUAUGAUUUCAUCUGGCUUGAUAUUGAGCACACAGAUGGAAAACGCUAUUUUACCUGGGAUUCGAGCAAAUUUCCCACACCCAAGGAAAUGCUUCAGGGACUCAUGGAUAAGAAGCGCAAGAUGGUAACCAUUGUAGACCCUCAUAUAAAAGUGGACAGCAGCUACAAGAUCCAUAAUGAAAUCAAGUCGCAAGGCUUCUACACAAAGACUAAAGAUGGCAGCGAUUAUGAGGGCUGGUGUUGGCCAGGCAGUGCCGGCUAUCCAGACUUCAGCCGUGCAGACAUGAGAGCUUGGUGGGCCAGUAUGUUUGCCUUCGACCAGUAUGAGGGAACGAUGGAGAACUUGUACACAUGGAAUGACAUGAACGAACCUUCAGUGUUCAACGGGCCCGAGAUCACCAUGCACAAGGACUCAAAGCAUGGAGACUGGGAGCACCGUGACUUGCACAACCUUUAUGCCUUUUAUGUGCAAAUGGCCACAGCAGAGGGCCUGGUUCAGAGAUCAGGUGGGGUUGAAAGACCUUUUGUCUUGACUAGGGGCUUCUUUGCUGGAUCACAGCGCUAUGGCGCUGUGUGGACUGGUGAUAAUGCUGCUGAAUGGGGCCACCUUAAAAUUUCUAUUCCCAUGUGUUUGAGUAUGGGCCUAGUUGGAAUAGCUUUUUGUGGUGCUGAUGUUGGGGGCUUCUUCAAGUCUCCUAGCCCAGAGCUGCUGGUGCGUUGGUACCAGACAGGAGCCUACCAGCCCUUCUUUAGAGCCCACGCCCACUUGGACACGCCUCGUCGGGAGCCAUGGCUCUUUGGUCCGGAAAACACCGCUUUGAUCCGAGAAGCUGUGCGCCAACGCUAUAGCCUCCUGCCCUAUUGGUACCAGCAGUUCUACCACACAUAUCGCACUGGAAACCCUGUCAUGAGACCACUAUGGGUGGAAUACCCUCAAGAUCCAGCUACAUUCGCUCUGGAGGAUGAGUUCUUGAUUGGUAGAGACUUGUUGGUGCAUCCAGUCACUGAGGAGGGAGCCACUGGUGUAACUGCAUACCUGCCAGGAAAAGAUGAGUUGUGGUUUGAUGUCCACACAUUCCAAAAGCACGAUGGUGGCCAGAACCUUUACAUUCCAGUCACUAUGAGCUCUAUCCCAGUUUUCCAGCGUGGUGGCUCCAUUAUUCCCAGAAAACUUCGAGUCCGCAGAUCUUCCAGCUGUAUGGAACAAGACCCCUACACAUUGUACGUUGCCCUUAGUCGUCAGAGAACUGCAGAAGGAGAACUCUACAUCGAUGAUGGGCACACUUUCAACUUUGAGAAUAAGGAGUUCAUUCACAGAAGGCUUUCUUUUGCCAAUAACCAACUCUCCUCUGUGAACCUUUCCCCUGAGGCCCACUUCUUAACUCACUCCACCAUUGAACGCAUUGUCAUACUGGGAGUUAGUAAGCCCAGAAAGGCUACCCUGAGGACCGCGGAUGGUCAGACAAGCCAGCUUGAGUUUGACUUCGAUGCCGCCACGUCAGUCUUGACGCUCCGCAAGCCUGGCAUGAAUGCGGGCACUGACUGGACUGUAAUGUUACAGUAA